This is a messenger RNA of Aspergillus aculeatus ATCC 16872, 1635 nucleotides long. RefSeq names its product cytochrome P450. Lineage: Eukaryota; Fungi; Ascomycota; Eurotiomycetes; Eurotiales; Aspergillaceae. The transcript has 6 exons. The coding region runs from base 1 to 1635 and encodes 544 amino acids. Gene Ontology annotation, molecular function: heme binding; monooxygenase activity; oxidoreductase activity, acting on paired donors, with incorporation or reduction of molecular oxygen. The record is from RefSeq and is a predicted model, not a curated record.
AUGCUUCACAUAUUGGAGGUUCUCGCCACCCUCGUUGGCGCGUACCUUGUCAAAGUCAUUCUGACUCGCAGGAAACCGCCUGCACCACUACCCCCGGGGCCUAGACAGAAACCCCUUAUUGGGAAUCUCCUAGAUCUUCCUCCCACUGGUGGACAAGAUUGGGUACAUUGGUUCAAGUUCAAAGAGCUAUACGGUGAGCAGCCUCGGCGUGAACGUCGUGAGGAACAACUAACAACCUGCGCAGGUCCUAUCAGCUCAGUUCAAGUUCUUGGCGAGACUUUUAUUAUCAUCAAUGAUGCGCAGAUUGCAGUGGAAUUGCUGGAAAAGCGCUCGGCCAUACAUUCCAGCCGGCCGCAGGGACAAUUCAACCAUUUGUCCGGCUACAACGAAGUGACCAGCGCAAUGGCGUACACAGACACCCUGCGUAUCCAUAGAAAGCUGUUCCACAAGCAGAUUGGGUCUGUGAACUCUGUUGCUCGCUACAAUAACUUCCAGGAGGCCGAAGUCGGGCGGUUCAUGCUGCGAUCGCUCGAAGCACCACAAGACUUGAUUCCUCAUAUCCGAAAACUGGCUGGAGGUGUGAUCCUGAAAGUCGCGUAUGGAUACAACAUAGAACGAGACGGAGAGGAUCCACUCGUCGAGAUCGCAAAUGAUAGCGUAGAGAAGUUUGUCCGAUCCAUCACGCCUGGCAUGUGGCUAGUUGACUUCAUCCCGGCUCUAAAACAUAUACCUUCCUGGUUCCCCGGGGGUGGGUUUCAGCAGGCAGUGAAAGAAUUUCGCGUGGCCGCGGACAAUCUCAGUGCCAAGCCAUAUGCAUUUGUUCUCGACCAGAUGUCACGCAACGCUCACGCGCCGUCUUUUCUAUCUGGGCUGUUUGAAAAGAACGGCAUCCCGGAGCCUGGGAGCGAGCAGGAGACGACUUUCAAAUGGACGGCAGCGACAUUAUAUGGAGGAGGAGCUGACACGACUGUAUCCACACUGACAAGCUUCUUUCUCGCACUGGCCUUGUUUCCAGAAGUACAAAAGAAGGCACAAGAGGAGAUAGAUCGAGUAGUGGGCACAUCUCGUCUUCCCGGGUUUGCUGACCGCGAAAAUCUCCCAUACAUCGAAGCUGUUGUUAAAGAAGCCUUCCGAUGGCACCCAGUUGUGCCAAUGGGCGUUGUGCACCAGUCAAUGGAGGAGGAUACGUGGGGUAGAUAUCAUAUUCCUAAAGGGUCUCAGAUCUUGUCUAACAUCUGGGCUUUCUUACACGACCCAGCCACAUAUCCCGAGCCAGGCACUUUCAAGCCUGAGCGCUUCAUCGCGAGUGCUAACCACACUCCGGAGCGUAAUCCGCAUUUCCUAGCCUUUGGAUUUGGCCGACGCGUGUGUCCUGGUCGGACUAUCGCAGAUGCAACUGCUUAUUUGACCAUAGCGCAGUCCCUGGCGGUGUUUAAUUUCAGCAAGCCCAUCAAAGACGGUAAGGAGGUUGACUUGAAGCCGCAAUUUCUGCCUGGGGUGAUCAGCCAUCCGGCGCCGUACGAGAUCAGCAUCAAACCCAGAAGCGAGCAGCAUGAGGCGCUCAUCCGGGCGGUGGAGGUGAACUAUCCGUGGGAGAAGAGUCAUGCAGAGGAGUUGCAUCGCGUAGUCUCAUAG